Molecule: messenger RNA, 2766 nt
Organism: Lingula anatina
Lineage: Eukaryota; Metazoa; Brachiopoda; Lingulata; Lingulida; Lingulidae
Product: transmembrane 9 superfamily member 3
Biological process (GO): protein localization to membrane
Cellular component (GO): membrane
Source: RefSeq, a predicted model, not a curated record
UAUCCGCGAAGUAGUCUUUGACGUGGCUAGCUAAGUCGCCAUAUUGGAAUUGCUUGCAGAGGUAGCUGACGACCUAGAAAUCGAGAAAAAUCUUAUUCAGUCAACGCACAUAUGCUGACAUCUGGCACCUUGAUAUGAAGUAUUGUCAUUUGAGAAUAGUUUUUUGCGUGCUCAUCUUCUUACGAUGCUCUCAUGGAGAUGAACAUAGCCACACAUACGAGGAAGGAGAAGAAGUGGUCCUAUGGAUGAACACAGUGGGGCCCUACCACAACAGACAGGAGACCUAUGAGUAUUUCUCCCUGCCAUUCUGUGGUGGGCCCAAGGAGACCAUAGGCCACUACCACGAGACUCUGGGGGAGGCUUUGCAGGGAGUGGAGCUGGAGUACAGUGGAUUAGACAUUGACUUCAGGGUCAACAAACCUAAGACCACUUACUGCAGUGUUACUCUAUCAGAAGAGAAAUACCAGGCAUUUGUGUAUGCAGUAAAGAACCACUACUGGUAUCAGAUGUACAUUGAUGAUUUGCCUAUAUGGGGCAUAGUUGGAGAUGUUGAUGAAGGUGGAGAUGGCUACUACAUCUGGACACAUAAAAAGUUUGAUAUUGGCUACAAUACAAACCAGAUAGUUGAUGUCAACCUCACCAGUGAGGCCAAGGUGAAAUUAGAACCUGGAGCCAAAAUACCAUUUUCAUAUGAGGUGAAAUGGGUUGCUUCUACUGUGAAAUUUGAUGAUAGAUUUGACAAAUAUCUGGAUCCAAACUUCUUCCAACACAGGAUCCACUGGUUCUCCAUAUUCAACUCCUUCAUGAUGGUCAUCUUCCUGGUCGGUCUGGUCAGUAUGAUUCUGAUGAGGACAUUGAGGAAGGACUAUGCCAGAUAUAGCAAGGAUGAAGAGAUGGAUGACAUGGAACGUGAUCUUGGAGAUGAGUAUGGUUGGAAGCAAGUCCACGGUGAUGUUUUCAGACCAGCCUCGCACCCACUAUUAUUCUCUGCCCUGAUUGGUUCAGGAUAUCAAGUCUGCAUCGUCACACUUUCUGUAAUCAUUUUUGCUCUUUUGGGAGAGCUUUACACUGAGCGAGGUUCACUACUUAGCACUGCAAUAUUUGUGUAUGCUGCCACGUCUCCUAUCAACGGCUACUUUGGUGGUGGUCUGUAUGCCAGAAUGGGAGGCAAAGUUUGGAUCAAGCAGAUGUUGCUGAGUGCAUUUUUGUUACCCUUCAUGGUGUGCGGUACUGCCUUCUUCAUCAACUUCAUUGCCAUCUACUACCAUGCAUCCAGAGCCAUCCCAUUUGGAACCAUGGUUGCCGUCACGUGUAUAUGUAUAUUUGUCAUCCUCCCCCUUACUCUGGUGGGAACAGUGUUGGGACGCAAUAUGUCUGGACAGCCUAACUACCCAUGUAGAAUUAAUGCCGUUCCCAGACCAAUACCAGAGAAGAAAUGGUUUAUGGAGCCUGCUGUGAUAGUCAUCUUAGGAGGUGUCCUGCCCUUUGGGUCUAUCUUCAUUGAAAUGUAUUUCAUUUUCACUUCAUUCUGGGCAUACAAGAUCUACUAUGUGUAUGGUUUCAUGUUGCUGGUGUUUUUAAUCCUAAUGGUGGUGACAGUCUGUGUGACCAUUGUCUGUACAUACUUUUUACUGAAUGCAGAGGAUUAUAGAUGGCAGUGGACAAGUUUCCUAGCAGCUGCAUCAACAUCUGUAUAUGUUUAUAUGUAUUCAUUUUAUUAUUACUUCUUCAAAACAAAAAUGUAUGGGCUGUUCCAAACCACCUUUUACUUUGGUUACAUGGCUCUGUUUAGCAUGACCCUGGGGCUUAUGUGUGGGGUAGUUGGGUAUGCUGGAACGAGUAUGUUUGUCAGGAAGAUUUACUCCACAGUGAAAAUUGACUGAGGGCAGUUAUGCAGAGGAACUAUAUAUAUUUAUACAACCAAAGGCAGGGACAUCCUGUGGUUAAUGUAUAUUAAUAGAGGAGGAGGAGGAAGAAAAUCCUGGUGCUUGGGUGAAAGAUGUUACUAGCAAUGGCAGACACAGCUGCUCAAGGUUAGGACAUUACUUCACAGCAAGAUGCUGAGGUACUGAUACUGACUAUAAUGGCCCCUCUUCUGACUCUGAAUUUACUGGGAGUGAUUUCCAAAGUAGCUGUCAGCAUCCCAGGGUUUCAUAAAACAAUGGUUCCUGUGGCUGUCGGUAUCUUGCUGCAUCCAACACUCUAGGUGGAGGGUAAGGGGAUGAAAUUCUGCUCAUAAACAGACAACUGGGAAUCUGUGAGGAAAUGUUGGAGAGAAUGGAUGGCUUAGUAUGUAGCUUGUGUGCCAGCUCUGGUGCAAUAAUCAGGUCCUACCUUGUCUGGAGAAAAACAAGCCAUGCUUUAUAUUUCUAUCUCUGGAACAAAGAGAGUUCUGUCCACAAUAAAAAAACAAGUAUUUGUAAAUAGGUGUUCAAAGGGGAAUGUGUACAUCUAGUAUGUUAUUAUCAUUAUUUUCUGUAGUUCUCGUAAAUGUAUGUUUUAAAACUGAUGAUAGAAAUGCUUUGCCUAAUAAUAAAGCAAAAGGCAGAUCUAGUAAGUGUCAGUGACUUGAAAUGAUUGUGAUAUCCAUCGCCUGUUGCAUUAGACAUUGGACUUGUUAACAUUCCCCGACUUCUUUCACUAGAGAGUGAUUAUCUGCAGUCUGGAGAAAAUGCAUAGACAUACUUAUAUAUUAUCAGGUGAUAGCUGUAUUGUCUGAAUAUAACUUUUGUAUUCAGUGGUAUAAAAUACAUUUAAUAUUAUGAA